CGGUGGCGCCGCCGGGGGCCGGGGAGCGUUGGCGCAGCGGCGCGCGCGCGGGCGGUGGCGCGGCGGCCACCAUGUCGCGGGAGUUCGAGCUCUGCCCCGGGCGCCGCGUUGGCGGCGAGCAGCCGUGCUUCAUCAUCGCGGAGAUCGGGCAGAACCACCAGGGCGACCUGGCCAUCGCCAAGCGCAUGAUCCGCAUGGCCAAGGACUGCGGAGCAGACUGUGCUAAGUUCCAGAAGAGUGAACUGGAGUACAAAUUCAACAAGAAAGCUUUAGAAAGGCCCUAUACCUCUAAGCACUCCUGGGGAAAGACCUAUGGGGAGCACAAGCGCCACUUGGAGUUUAGUCAUGACCAAUAUAGAGAGCUCAAGAAAUACGCGGAAGAAGUUGGCAUUUUCUUCACAGCUUCUGGCAUGGAUGAGAUGGCUGUGGAAUUUCUACAUGAACUGGAUGUUCCAUUUUUCAAAGUAGGAUCAGGAGAUACAAACAAUUUUCCAUAUUUGGAAAAGACUGCAAAGAAGGGUCGCCCAAUGGUGAUAUCCAGUGGGAUGCAGUCGAUGAACACAAUGCAUCAGGUUUAUCAGAUUGUGAAGCCCAUCAAUCCAAACUUCUGCUUCCUGCAAUGCACCAGUGCAUACCCACUUCAGCCAGAGGAUGUCAAUCUUCGUGUUAUAUCGGCGUACCAGUCAGCUUUUCCUGAUAUCCCCAUUGGCUAUUCGGGGCAUGAAACUGGCAUAGCCAUUUCAGUGGCAGCUGUUGCUAUGGGUGCUAAAGUGGUGGAACGUCAUGUGACUCUCGACAAGACAUGGAAAGGAAGUGACCACCAAGCAUCCCUGGAGCCAAAUGAACUCGCAGAGUUAGUGAAAGCCAUCCGUACUGUGGAGAAAGCAAUGGGUUCUCCAGUCAAACAACUCUUGCCCUGUGAAAUGGCUUGCAAUGAAAAGCUGGGAAAGUCUGUUGUGGCGAAAGUGACAAUUCCUGAAGGUGCAGUACUGACACUUGACAUGCUGACAGUGAAGGUGGGAGAGCCUAAGGGAUUUCCCCCAGAAGCCAUCUUCGAUCUAGUGGGCCAGAAGGUUAAAAAAAAUAUUGAAGAAGAUGAAACCGUCACUGAACAAGCAGUGGAAAUCAUGUCAAAAAAGUGAAGUGCUGAACCAAAGCACUCCAUUCCAUAUUUCGUGAAGUAGUGCUGCACUACUGCACAACAUAUUUAUGUAUAGCAUCAUGGUAGAUUAGAAGAAAGGGGUGCAAUUAUGAGGAUCCAAGCAGGUUAGAAUUUUCAAGUUCUGAUGAGCCUUAAUUUCCUGCAGCAACUGGGUAUAAAUGAUGAAAAGCAAUUUUAUUAGAAACGGUAUGGCAUUGUAUCUAGAAAAUACCAUGCUCUUCCUUUCUCCAUUCCACUUAACCUAGAUUAAUCUGGAGUUUUGCCAAAUCUAAGACCGCAGUCUGCUGCUUUCCAGCUUCCCUUUUCUGGUAAGAAUACACUAAAUCACAAUAAUUUUGCCUACACUUUGCAUAGUUCUAACAUCAUGUUAAAGGAGAAGCCACAGCCCGAGCAUUCACACACAACCUGGGACUUGUAACUGUCAGGACCAGAGUCCCUUUGCAGCAGGCAGCUCGACUGAGCUCGCUCACACACACUCACUGUUGGGGUGCUUUCUCUCCUCUCAGGCUCGACCCUAGGUUUCCCUGAAGCAGGGUCUCGACACAACAUACACCAGGUGAAUUUAUUGAGUGGUGGUGAACAGCUCGAGCUGGGUGCUUCUGGAGAGGGACCCCGAACAAAGAAAUUCCUGCGCAAUUAUACGCUUGCAAAGUUCCCCUCCCCUCUCAUGAUGGUUUGGUCCAAUAGCAAUAUUUGGGUGGGGGAUCUGACUCCUUACUGGAUCCUUUCUCUGUCUCCAGGUGGGACGUUCCCUUUCUUAUCUUAACGGAUGCAGCUUCUGCUGAGGGUUGUGGUUACCUUGCCUGUCUGGUUUGCACCAGUUUCAGGGCCUUCCUUCACGUAGCUAAGUAAAAGUUGAGUAUAAGAUGAGCAUAUCUAGGUGACAGUUCCCAGCUUGCAGCGUGAGGCUUUAGCAAGCCUUGCUACUAAUGCAAUGUAUUGGAUUCCAUUUGAGCCAGAAAGUGACUUCUACAACCACAUCUUUUGAUGUUCCUCUUUUCUGCUGUUUUCCUUACCCCUGUGAUAACAGGAUGCUAGUUGGAGUUGAAUGCAGAUAAGCGGAAAUUUACAUACACUGAAUAGAAAACUACACAUGCAACCUGAUGGGUUUUUCUCAAGAUGAAAGCCUUAAGAAAAAAAAAUCUCAAGAUAAAAGCAGUGACUUGCAGGAAUCUGCAUUCUGGGGAAAAUAAACUUGAGAAGGCUAGGUUCUCAAGAGACAGUACCAAGAAAGGAAGCAAAUCGGUUAUGUAGGAGGGUCCCAUUUAAGGGGAAAGAGAAAGAGCCUUUUUGUACUUUUUCUGAACUGAAAGGCAAGAAGACAAGCAGACAGAUUAAGGGAGGGAAAAUAGAUCUGAGAUGGAUCAGUGGAAAUAAACGUAUGCACCAAGAAAAUGUCAAAAGCAUCUAUUGUGGCUGAGUAAAGCCUGGAACCUUAAAUCAAUUCAGUGCAUUUCAGUACACCUGUUUGUACCUGGGGGCGGUCUCUGACGCAGGAGAUGGUGAAGCCAAAUGUUGGUGCAGAUUGAGCAGCCCCCUUCCUGUACUAACAAGCAAAUACACUGGGUUGGUUAUUUUUCCCCCCGACACUGGUAUUCCAGGCAGCUGAGGCUGGCUGCUUAGCUAGAGCGCAGCACUAUGUUGCUCCUGUUGUGUGCUCUGCUCUUGCAUCGGCACUUCUCACCUUACAAGUAAGAAAUGCAAUCCCAUGCCUAUCAGCCUGCUGCUCUUCCCGUUGUCCAGGAAGGAGCCGUAUGGCAGCAGCUGCAGAACAGGCAUCCUGCAAUUAGCUUGGUGAGCACAGAACUGCUUUGGUGUAACUUACCUGCAUUUUUCCAUGGUGUAAUCAUUUACUAGUGGUGGCUAUUUGGAACUUGCUCUCUCUUUGUCAUGAGUUGAAGUAUCUUGAAUUCAGUGGUGAUGCUUCUGUACCUGUGAGCUAUUUACUUUCAAAAUGUUUACCCUUCUGUGACUCUGAGGAAACCGUAUUCAUAUCUUCGAACUGGAAAGGAGAUAUUCUUUGAAUCAUGUGCUUGACUGUUAUGUGAGCUCUGAUGAUGCUUCCCUUACAUUAAAAAACUACUCGUUAAAUUUUUUUUAAAAUUUCAAAUUUGGGAAAAUAAAUUUAUCUUACAAAACAA
This is a messenger RNA of Phalacrocorax carbo (great cormorant), 3303 nucleotides long. The record is from RefSeq and is a predicted model, not a curated record. NCBI's taxonomy places the organism in Eukaryota, Metazoa, Chordata, Aves, Suliformes, Phalacrocoracidae.